GCGUACGUUACUUUCCGCUAUUACGCUAGGUUAUUAACGAUUCCACACAUUCGAACGUCGGUCAUAUCAACUCUAUUCGGCCGUGAGGUUUAUGGAGGAUUACGGACGAUCAGGUCUAGAUUCUUUAAAUGUGCUGGAUAAUAUCUAUCCGUGUGUAAUCUUGGAGCCCUCCGCAUUCCAGGCUAGGGAGAGGAAGGAUGCUGUAGCCUACUAAAAUAUGCGCUACUGAAGUGUUUUACAUUGGCCAAUAGCCCAGCCUCAACAGUGCGACUGCAUUUUGACUGGACUCGACGAUAGAUAACAUAAUAUAAUAUGACUUCCAUUUGCUAUGUGUUAUAUAUGUACGUUUGUAUUUGUCAUCCAACUGGACUAGCCUGUAGAAUAGACUACAGUCAUCGCCUUAGGAACCCGAGGGAGACAUCAUUAUAAUAAGCUACUUUAGUGCAACGUGACGUGCAACAGCGGGAAAGACGGUCGAGUCCUAUUAGGUGAGAUUGAGUGUAUGUGUUACGCUAAAGUGGCUUGUGUUUCCUCAUGUGGAGUGUUUUUCGUCGAGGAGGAUACGCUCGCGUUGUCGGAUAAUUCCCUCGUCAGGGAUCGGUUGACUCCCUUCUUUAUUCCAUCUCGCUCUCACACACACGGUGCGCGUGGCCUCGCCCGGGAGCAACCGGGUCGCCUAUUACACGGGCUUCUUUUUACUGCAUCGGCAAGAAGGAGAGAGAACCGAGGAUAAAACAACGGGAGGAAAGGACCGGAGGAGAGAAGAGGAGAGGCGGGAUGAAGGAGGAGACGCAGUGAACGACAGAGGAGGAGGAGGGAGACUCGAACGUUCGAGGCUCUCCUGACGUGCCUGGUGGUAUCGUGUCCUGACUCUCCCCCCCGUCAUGGCUCUGUCACUGUGGUUCCUGUUUGUGUCUGUCACCACCCUAACUCACGUUGCCCCCUCUGGCCAAGCUAUGUCCAGAGCUGCGAUUCCCUUCGGCAUCCUGAGGAGGGAGCUAGCGUGUGAGGGCUACCCGAUCGAGCUGCGUUGUCCAGGAAGUGACGUCAUAAUGAUUGAGACGGCAAACUACGGACGCACGGACGACAAGAUCUGUGACGCCGACCAGUUUCAGAUGGAGAACACACAGUGUUACCUCCCAGACGCACUGAAGAUCAUGGCCCAGAGGUGUAACAACAGGACCCAGUGUGUAGUGAUAGCAGGAGUAGAUGUGUUUCCAGACCCCUGUCCUGGUACAUACAAAUACCUGGAGAUACAGUAUGAAUGUGUUCCUUACAUCUUUGUGUGUCCUGGUUCUCUCCUGAGCGUUCAACCGGCUACUUCCUUAUUGGAGGCGGAGCAUCAAUCUGGGGCGUGGUGUAAGGACCCGUUGCAGGCUGCUGAUAGGCUGUAUGUCAUGCCCUGGACACCCUAUAGGACGGAAGUUCUGUAUGAGUAUGCUUCAUGGGACGACUACAGGCAGAACAGAGUCACCACCACUUACAAGUGAGAGAGGGGUGUGUGUGUCUAGUACGUGUAUGAGAUAGAGACAUUUACAGAGAUUGAGAGAGACAUUUAGAGAGAUUGAGAGAGACAUUUAGAGAGAUUGAGAGAGACAUUUAGAGAGAUUGAGAGAGACAUUUAGAGAGAUUGAGAGAGACAUUUAGAGAGAUUGAGAGAGACAUUUAGAGACAUUUAGAGAGAUUGAAAGAUACAUUUACAGAGAUUGAGAGAGACAUUUAGAGAGAUUGAGAGAGACAUUUAGAGAGAUUGAGAGAGACAUUUAGAGAGAUUGAGAGAGACAUUUAGAGAGAUUGAGAGAGACAUUUAGAGAGAUUGAGAGAGACAUUUAGAGAGAUUGAGAGAGACAUUUAGAGAGAUUGAGAGAGACAUUUAGAGACAUUGAAAGAGACAUUUAGAGAGAUUGAGAGAGACAUUUAGAGAGAUUGAGAGAGACAUUUAGAGAGAUUGAGAGAGACAUUUAGAGACAUUGAGAGAGACAUUUAGAGAGAUUGAGAGAGACAUUUAGAGAGAUUGAAAGAGACAUUUAAGAGACAUUUAGAGACAUUUAGAGAGAUUGAGAGAGACAUUUAGAGAGAUUGAGAGAGACAUUUAGAGAUGGAGAGAGGGAGAGAAAGAAACAGAGAGAGAGAGAGAAAGAGAGAGACAUUGGGAGAGAGAGAAACAGAGAGAAACAAAAACGGUGUGUGUGUAUAAUGUAAACUAUUUGUCUGAGAGAGAAACAGAGAGAAACAGAGCGGGAGACAUUGGGAGAGAGAGAGAAACAGAGAGAAACAGAGAGAGACAUUGGGAGAGAGAGAGAAACAGAGAGCAACAGAGAGCAACAGAGAGAAACAGAGAGAAACAGAGAGAGACAUUGGGAGAGAGAGAGAAACAGAGAGCAACAGAGAGAAACAGAGAGAGACAUUGGGAGAGAGAGAGCAACAGAGAGAAACAGAGAGAGACAUUGGGAGAGAGAGAGAAACAGAGAGAGACAUUGGGAGAGAGAGAGCAACAGAGAGAAACAGAGAGAAACAGAGAGAGACAGAGAGAAACAGAGAGAAACAGUGUGUGUGUAUAAUAUAACUAUUUGUCUGAAGUCCUCUUCAACUCUAUGGAUGUCCUAUGUAUAUGUAUUUAUUCAUGUGAUGUAUCCAGUUUAUUUGGACAGGGACAAUGUACCACAACACCAGUUUAUUUGGACAGGAACAAUGUACCACAACACCAGUUUAUUUGAACAGGGACAAUGUACCACAACACCAGUUUAUUUGGACAGGAACAAUGUACCACAACACCAGUUUAUUUGAACAGAGACAAUGUACCACAACACCAGUUUAUUUGGACAGGAACAAUGUACCACAACACCAGUUUAUUUGAACAGGGACAAUGUACCACAACACCAGUUUAUUUGGACAGGAACAAUGUACCACAACACCAGUUUAUUUGGGCAGGGACAAUGUACCACAACACCAGUUUAUUUGAACAGGGACAAUGUACCACAACACCAGUUUAUUUGGACAGGAACAAUGUACCACAACACCAGUUUAUUUGGACAGGGACAAUGUACCACAACACCAGAAGUCUCAGAACACUGAGAAAUGAUG
This is a messenger RNA of Oncorhynchus masou masou (cherry salmon), 3084 nucleotides long. RefSeq names its product adhesion G protein-coupled receptor L1-like. NCBI's taxonomy places the organism in Eukaryota, Metazoa, Chordata, Actinopteri, Salmoniformes, Salmonidae. Bases 885 to 1490 code for a protein of 201 amino acids. Gene Ontology annotation, biological process: signal transduction. The transcript has 6 exons. The record is from RefSeq and is a predicted model, not a curated record. Gene Ontology annotation, molecular function: carbohydrate binding.